AUGGGCGCUCAAACUUGGAACGACCCUCGCAAAACCGCCAAACACAACGCCAACUCGCCUCUCCUCAAACUCCCGGCAGAAUUACGCAUCGAGAUCUACUCACUCUGCCUCAUCUCACCCAACCGUGUCAACCUCAACAAACCCUACAUCUCCUUCAGCCAGAGACGCCAUCCCAACCGCGGCGGCCAACUCCUCAAAGUCCACCCACCCGCUCUAUUCCGCGUAUGUCGUCAGACCCGGUGUGAGACCAUCCCGAUCUACUUCCGAAAGAACAAGUUUCGGGUGUUUGCGCUGAAUUACGACGUCAAGCCUUAUGCGAGGUUUUUGCGGUACCAGCGCGUGUAUGGGAGGCCUGAGGACUUGGUGCUGACGUAUGUCGGGCAACCGAACUGGGCGAAUUUGGUCAAAUGGCUUGAGAUGGUGUAUUUGAAGCGAUGUGCGCCGCCGGAGAGGAGGGAGGGGUUCUGGGCGAAUCGUAAUAGUGUGGUUGUAGAGGGAAUGUUUAUGCUGGUGGAAAGGGUGAGGAAGAGGAUGAGUUGGAAGGAGGUUUUGAGGGUGCUAGAAGCUCGGAGGGUGUUUUUGGCGUGUAUUGAUACUAGGUGGAAAUUGUGA
Molecule: messenger RNA, 612 nt
Organism: Zasmidium cellare ATCC 36951
Lineage: Eukaryota; Fungi; Ascomycota; Dothideomycetes; Mycosphaerellales; Mycosphaerellaceae
Exons: 1
Coding region: 1-612 (203 amino acids)
Source: RefSeq, a predicted model, not a curated record